AUGUGUGUGUGACAGCUUCGUGUUUGUACACAAAAUGAAAUGACACCAACUUUUGAUGCAAUGUUUCAAUAUGAUAUCUUCAGUAAUUACUUCAAAAUUGUAGCUUAACUUAAAGAUAAUGUAUAUAAGAUUUCGCCACCUAACAUUUCACUGGGUCAGAACUCAACACUAAACGAAUAAAUGGAAAAAAAUACGAAAACUGCAGAAGUAACGCCAUCUACUGACGCAGCGUUACCUAGCUGACUAAAACGCAUCACCUUAAACCCAUAGAUUGAACCCAACAUGAUAUAACCUAUUUGGAGGACUGAUAGGUACUGCCAAUAACAACUGAAAAGAACAUUUUUCUUUCUAAUCUGUGCAAUCUUGUCAACAAACCUGUAUCCACCCUUGAUCCACCCGAGGUUGGUUACGGGCUGAACAAUAUUUUCUUCCGAAAUCGGUACUUAGUAGAUAUUAUUAGUUAUGGCUCGCAAACCUCCCGUAUCUAUUCAAGAGAACAUAGAGACAAAUGAAGAAUUUGAAGAAUAUAUCGAGAAGCAUUCCAAUGUAUUGAUUUGUAUGGAAGUAUACUCUGAGUUUUGUGGUAACUGCUUGGCUACUGGUCAGGCUGUGAGGAAGGCGAAGCUUGAGAUUGGAGGCGACAAUAUAGCAAUGUGCAAGGUGCAAUGCGACAAAAUAGACGCGUUGGAGAGAUUCCAGAACAAAAGUGAGCCGAUAUUUCUCUUCUUGCAGAAAGGCAAAUUAACCAAAGCCAUGUUUGGCGCCAACGGUAUCGAGCUGUGUCGCAUCGUGGAAGAGGAAUUGGGACUCAUGAAGACCGAGCAAGACUUGGGUAUAGAGGUGCCCAAGUACAACAUUGGAGAGAUGCUGCCUAUGGAAGCUGAAAAGCAAGAAGAAGACCAGCGUAGAGACAGGGAGUACAGCGAGCAAGCACACAGGCUGCGCGUGCUAACGCUGGCUGCGCGUAAGGAGCGUGUCUCGCGCCGACUAGCGGCCAACGUGAAGAGGCUCAACUUCAUCAUGUUCUGGCCGCAGCACCACCAGGCUCACUACGACUUGUAUGAGAAGUGGGAUAUUGUCAACAUCCAAGUGGCUGCGAAGGACACCUUCCAGCUGACAGAAGACACGGCGAGAGAAGCUCUGUAUAUGAGCGACGUAGACCUGAAUGAAGCGUGCAUGCACUCCCUGCUGUCCGGAGAGGUGCUGGUGGUACUCUUCAAGAUGUUUGACACUGAUGACCGGGACUUCGUCAAACUGAUGCGAUACGCACUAUACGAAGAGAUACCGGUGCCUAAGGAGGACGUCCCUCCGGAGAAGCAGGUGCCCCCAUUCCCCGCGUACGAGAGGUACGCCAGCAUCAGCAAGACGGCCAGGGAGGUGCGCAGGGAGAGGUACGAAGCCAAGAUGGCCAAGCUGGCACAAGAGAAAGAGGAACGCGACAGACUGGCGAAGGAAACUGAGAGACUCGCAAGAGAGGCAGAGGAAGAACGGUUAAAGGAGGAGAAGCAAAGAGCUGAUGAUGAACGGAUGGCCAGGCUAGCUGCCGGAUUACCAGCAGAACCGGACCCGUCAGAGGCGGCGGCAGCAGAUGGCGCUGAAGGGGAAGGAGGUGAAGGCGGUGAAGGGGGCGAGAAGCCUGAAGGAGAAGGUGCUGAAGGUGAAAAAGCUGAGACCGUAGUUACGGAUGUGACCGAUGCAACUGAUACGACUAUGCAAGAGGGAGAGCUCCCGCCUCCCGAAGGCGAAUUCGCGGGCGAAGCAUUACCGGAGGAAUUCCACUCGGAUAUAACUAUUGAGGAUGAGGAGUACAUUCCUCCGGGAGGUCUCUUCGUGCCCGGCCUCUACUCACCCCCCAACGACUUGGCGAAGGCCAAUGGACUUAAGCUGUUCUUCCCUAAGGCAAUCUCAUAUACCUAUUUCUUCUUUUAAUGUCUUGUGAAGUUCACCAACCUUCUAGACGUAACAUAGAGUAUUGGUUCAUAGCAUGCUAUAUUAUGAACCAGCUAUUAGCUACGCGAUAAAUAAACCAAUUCCAUUGGUUGAAAAUCUCAAAUAUCGUGAUAUCUGGGUUCCUUAUUAUGGCUCGGUUAGGUCUAAAUGGCUUUUACAGACGUAAUCGGACCUAACGAACCCCGUAAAAACGGAAUAACGCUAGGGAGAUGGUGAACCAAAUAAAAAACGGUCUCACAAAUAGUUAAUUAAGAUUUUGCUGCGCCGCAAUUUUAUACAGUAUAGCGACUGUUCACGUUGUUCGAGUUACAUUGAUGGAAAUCAAUAAAAAAAUAUAUGUCACUUUUAUUGUUUAUUUUAAAUUUGGGUUCCCUACAGCUUAAAGCACAAAAUGGGAACACGAAUAUUUUCAUGAAUUUUCCGGUAGGAAAUUCCACUUGAUAUCAAAUCAGAAUCAUUGUCUGAAUCAAAUAACCCCCAAAGUUUUCGGCACGGUGUCACUAACACCCUGUUAAAGGUUUUUCCCAGAACAUAUUAACGUUUUCCUGUCGUGUGGGUUGUGAGAUGGAAUACUCGUACCAACCUCAUCAACCCUGGCGUCAGGGUUAUUUAUUACUGAGCCGCCAAAGGCCCCUGACAUGGCUCACGUUAAGCCGUUGGUCCCGGUUACUACUUACUGAU
Pectinophora gossypiella (pink bollworm) is the source of this 2631-nucleotide messenger RNA. RefSeq lists its product as uncharacterized. The record is from RefSeq and is a predicted model, not a curated record. NCBI's taxonomy places the organism in Eukaryota, Metazoa, Arthropoda, Insecta, Lepidoptera, Gelechiidae. Bases 463 to 1929 code for a protein of 488 amino acids. The transcript has 12 exons.